Messenger RNA from Kalmanozyma brasiliensis GHG001, 2277 nucleotides. Its product is annotated as WD40 repeat. Lineage: Eukaryota; Fungi; Basidiomycota; Ustilaginomycetes; Ustilaginales. Gene Ontology annotation, biological process: mRNA splicing, via spliceosome. The record is from RefSeq and is a predicted model, not a curated record. Gene Ontology annotation, cellular component: catalytic step 2 spliceosome. The transcript has a single exon. Gene Ontology annotation, molecular function: protein binding. Bases 1 to 2277 code for a protein of 758 amino acids.
AUGCAGACGCAACAACUCUGUCUAGCAUGCUCGUCGACGAUCGCACCGAACACCAAGCCGGCGGCGAUCUACGUGCACGGCUGCUGCUCUCGGCCUAUCUGUCCUGUCUGCCUGGACCAGAAUCCGAGACUGCGCACCUUCUGUCCGAUCUGCGAGGAUGCGCAGGCGGCGUUCCGCAAGGGACCUCGGAGCGAUGUGACGCGCGUUGGUGAGGUGGUGUUCGACGCAGCCGCUGCGUUGAAGGACGACCAGUUGCAGGAAGAGGUGCCGCCACCCCCGUACGAGGCCAAGGGGGAGAGCACGUUCGUUGUCGACGACGAGGCGAGUGACGAUGAAGGGGCCAAGGCGAAGUCGGCGACGAGACCAUCGCUGUUGACGCGGCAAUCGAAGGGUGCUGCUUCGGCAGAGGUCGACGUUGCCCCUCACACAGCCGACACUGUCAGCUCCACAACCGAAGACGGAGAUUGUAGCACGGGGUUGACAGCCUUUCGACGACUCGUAGACCCCCACUCCGCCCCAACCUCAUCGGCAGAAGCCUCCUCAUCCCGACCCACAACCGGCGAAACCCGCCAAUACUACCUCCGCAAGACCGACACGCUCCAAUCCAUCGCCAUCCGCUUCAACGUCUCGUCCAACGAGCUGUGCUUGCUGAACGCCCUCCCGCGGGCAGUGCUCUCCACCUCACCGCACCUGCUGCACACCCGAUCGUUCAUCCUCAUCCCCUCGUCGGCGGUGGAGGCGCAGCUCUCGCGCGAUCCGCAGCUCCUGUCGAGUCUCGCCGGGCCACCGCAGAAGAGUGCGCAGGAGAAGACGACAGCGGCGAGAAGGACGGCAGAGGCGAAAUUCCGCGCGACCCUGGCGAGAGGCGUGGGGGUGGGGGAGACGCAGGCGGACGAAAAGGCGGCGAGGGCGUAUGUGGGGUUGGCGGAGGACGAAGUGAGGUGGGUCGACUUUGGUGAAGGGUAUGAUGGCGAUGGUCUGCCAAGCUCCUACGACGACGACGCUGCGAAGGGGAAGGAUGCGAAAGGAACCGAAGAUCAAGAGAUGAGAGAGGCGCAACUGGACACGGCACGAAGACAUCGUUUCGAUGCGAUCCUGCAAAACGCACUGGCAAAGUGGGAGAUGGACAGCGAUUGGGAGCGAAACCAACGUGCAAAUAGUUUGGACCCAUCGAGCAUCUCCAAGCCCCUCCCCGCUUCAUCCUCUUCGCAGAUGGAUCAAGAACCGAAAGGCUCGACGCUGGGCAAGUGGUUCACGCGCGCCCUGCACGGAGAAUCGUCUCGAGGUAAGCAUCCAUCAUCUCGCGAGCCUCGUCACGUAGUAUCCCUCUCGAGCUCAGUCCUCCUGCCCACUUGCCUCGAACAGACCCUCGUCGCACACAAGGCACCCGUCAACGUAGCGCGAUAUAAUUCUACGGGUCGAUACAUUCUUACGGGCUCGUCGGAUCGGACGAUCAAGCUGUGGAACGCCCACUCGGAGGGCGACGCGAUCCAGACGUACGCCGAACACAAUCAAGAGGUGUUGGCGCUAGAUGUGAGCCAGGAUAAUGCGCGGUUUGUGUCCGGAGGAGGGGACAAGUCGGUGCUCGUGUGGGAUGUGGGGAGCGGUAGUGUGGUGCGUCGUUUCAGUGGAUUUAUGGGCAAGAUCAACGAUGUGAGGUUUGGAGGGAGGGAUGGAGAUGGAAGUGUGGUCGUGACGGGUGGAUUUGACGGUGUUGUCCGCGUGUUCGACCUGCGUGCUCAGGGAGCCUGGAGACCGAUCAUGGAGCUCAAAGAAGCUAAGGAUGCGGUGACGUCGAUCAGUGUGCGGCAGGACAAGAUCUACACGGGUGCGGUUGACGGUGUUCUCCGCUGUUACGAUUUGCGCGCUGGUCAGCUGCGAGCCGAUACGUUGCCAGCACCGAUCACAAGCGUUGCUCCGUCCCGACUCGGGAGUAGCGUGCUGGUCGCCACUCUCGACUCAACGGUACGUCUACUGGACCAGAAGGACGGCACACUGCUGCACGCGUACAAGGGUCACACACACGACGAGUACAGAUGCAAAGCCGUGUUCGCCAAUGAGGAAGACGGGAUUGUGAUCGGCGACGAAGAGGGCAGAUUGGUCGGGUGGGACGUUGUUACUGGCGAGAAUGUUGCUGUUGGAGAUGCGGCAAGCGGGGGCAAAGUGCGCGGAAAAGCGGUGCUCUGGGUCGAAUGCAAUCCGCACGACUCGCAACAGAUGGUCAGCGCAGGCGCAGAUGGCACGGUCAAGAUCUGGAGCACGCCGCCGUCGGCAUAA